ACCAAUUCCACCAUCCACCAACAAUGUCCAAAGUCGUUGAUUUCCUAGCCAGAGUUGCCAUUCCCGCUGGUAUUGCCUUGUCCAGUCUUCAGUAUGCCAUGUACGACGUCAAAGGGGGCUCCAGAGCUGUUAUAUUUGACAGGCUCUCUGGUGUUCAGCAAAACGUUGUUGGCGAAGGUACUCAUUUUCUAGUUCCCUGGUUGCAAAAGGCUGUUAUAUUCGAUGUUAGAACAAAACCAAAAAACAUCACUACCACAACUGGCUCCAAGGAUUUGCAAAUGGUUUCCCUAACUUUAAGAGUCUUGCACAGGCCCGAUGUUAUAAAGUUGCCCAAAAUUUAUCAAACUCUAGGUCUAGACUAUGACGAAAGAGUUUUGCCCUCAAUUGGAAACGAAGUGCUUAAGUCAAUUGUUGCUCAAUUUGAUGCUGCCGAAUUAAUCACUCAAAGGGAAAUUGUAUCCCAAAGAAUCAGACAAGAAUUGGCCAACAGAUCAACUGAAUUCAACAUAAAAUUAGAAGACGUUUCUAUAACCCAUAUGAGCUUUGGUAAAGAAUUCACUAAAGCCGUUGAACAAAAACAAAUUGCUCAACAAGAUGCUGAAAGAGCUAAAUUCAUUGUGGAAAAAGCCGAACAAGAAAGACAAGCCGCCGUUAUUAGAGCAGAAGGUGAGGCAGAAGCUGCUGAAACUAUUUCAAAGGCUCUCGACAAAGCCGGUGAUGGUUUAUUGUUGAUCAGAAGAAUCGACGCUUCAAAAGACAUUGCAACUACUUUAGCUGCCUCUCCAAAUGUCACCUAUUUACCAAGUAACUCGUCUUCAAAUUCAAGUUCCCACUCAACUGGCACUCCAAGUUCUUUAUUAUUGAAUUUAGGUCGCUAACCAAUAUUAUAAAUAUCUCACUUUUCAUAUUUAUAUUUAUAUUUAUAUCUUUAUUAUAUUUAUCAUAUUUAUGUAUAUAGCACUAAAGUUAAUUCUAUUUUAAUUUUAAUUUCAACAAAUUCAUAAUAAAUACAACCGACCAUUAUACUUUUUCACCCAUGCUGAUUCAUUUUUAUUUUGUAUUUUUUUUGCUUUAUUAUAUUAUAUUAUACUAUAUUAUAACUUUUAUAUUACAUUAUAAAUCAGGCAACAUCAACCAUAUCAUCAUCCAUAUCAUCGUCAUCAUCGUCAUCGUCAUCGUUAUUUUCAUCUGACUUAUUAUCGUUCAAAUCUUCCCCAUUUUUCUUUCUUUUUUCU
This is a messenger RNA of Ascoidea rubescens DSM 1968, 1235 nucleotides long. RefSeq names its product prohibitin subunit PHB1 (gene PHB1). Gene Ontology annotation, cellular component: mitochondrion; membrane. The record is from RefSeq and is a predicted model, not a curated record. The transcript has a single exon. Lineage: Eukaryota; Fungi; Ascomycota; Saccharomycetes; Ascoideales; Ascoideaceae. Bases 24 to 878 code for a protein of 284 amino acids. Gene Ontology annotation, biological process: mitochondrion organization.